AGUUAACGGAACCCUCAGUUCAUCUGGCACUCCCCGCCACAUUUUAGCGCCGAAACAAAGAAACCCUAGGGUUUUCUCUUAGGCAAAUCAUGGGUGGAGGCAACGGUCAGAAAGCCAAGAUGGCUCGGGAGAGGAAUCUGGAUAAGCUAAAGGGUGCCAAAGGAAGUCAGCUCGAUACGAACAAAAAGGCCAUGAAUAUCCAGUGCAAGGUGUGUAUGCAGACAUUUAUGUGCACAACAUCAGAGGUGAAGUGUAAGGAACAUGCUGAAGCAAAACACCCAAAAUCUGAUCUCUAUGCUUGUUUUCCUCAUCUCAAAAGUUGAAGCUCUUUAUGCGUGAAACAUCCUUGCAGAUAAAAAAGUUGAUAUGACUACCCGUCACUAGUUGCGACAGUCAGCCCAAUCAAGUUGUGAACUGCUUGUAGUAUUUGUGUGCUUGUUUGUGAGACUUGCAAAUUGUGUGAAUGGUUGGUCUUAAUAAUGAAGCUUCCUGUCGACAAAAUAAUGUCAUAUGUGAAUGAAACAUGCAGAUGCUGAAAUUAAAACCCAUAUGUGAACAAACCAGAAGCCAUUUGAGAAUCUAAA
Molecule: messenger RNA, 584 nt
Organism: Solanum dulcamara
Lineage: Eukaryota; Viridiplantae; Streptophyta; Magnoliopsida; Solanales; Solanaceae
Exons: 3
Coding region: 90-323 (77 amino acids)
Source: RefSeq, a predicted model, not a curated record